GUGUGUACCGCGGGUUUAUUCAUGCCUGCCUCAUCAGUGCCGCGCGCCUCGCCCUUUCCACACCUUAUCUUUAAACCAGAGACGCUUUAGAAGUGAAACAAACGACAAACUGGGGGUACAUUUCUCCACUGUGCGACUCAAUCUGGACUGUAAAACACAGGAAUAAACGGCAACAUACGGGGAGCAAGUUAUGACAUAGUAUUGUCCAGCUGAUAUCACAACUGACGCGAGAUCUGCGUUCAACUUGUGCGAAACACAACCAGCCGUCCACAGACCCAACACCUGGACACAUCUGUCAGAGCUCCGCUCUGUGUUUUGGAGCAGAAAACGGAGAUUUUGACACUUGUUAGUGUCUUUUUUUUUUUUUUUUGACCGAUUGAGUGACAUUUGGAGCCGUAAACCCCAGCAGGCAUCGCCAGAGUGGACGCGUCGUGCGCUGGACAGAGCAAGUAGGAUGGCUGCAGACAUCAUUUUAAGGACACGUUUUUGACACUUUUUUUGGAAGCAGAGACAUAUUAAAUUAAAUUAAAUCCAGACAGUUUUCAGCCAUGAUGAAUUCAAGGGAUUCAGAAAAUGACACGUGCCACAGUGAGAACCACAUCGACGCCACCAUGAGCCCGCUGAUCAGUGCCAUCAUGUUCGCCGCAGGCAUCUUUGGCAACGUGGCCGCCCUGGUGAUCCUGGAAAUCCGGCGAUGCAGAGACUCGAGGGCAGGGGAAACGCGGCGGCGUUCGUUGUUUCAUGUCCUCAUCACGUCGCUGGUGGUCACGGACCUGGCAGGGACGUGCCUGAUCAGUCCGCUGGUGCAGCUGUCAUAUUCGCGCAACACUACCUUGGUGGGGAUGGCACCUAAAACUCACAGCGUGUGUGCGUACUUUGGUGUCAGCAUGACCUUCUUCAGCCUGGUCACCAUGUCACUUCUCUUCACUAUGGCGCUAGAGAGAUGCUUUGCCAUUGGGUACCCCUACCUGUACAGCCGGCAUGUCACCAAGAAAUGUGCCUAUAUCACAAUCCCGUUGGUGUUUUUGUUAUGCAUGUUAUUCUGUCUCCUCCCUUUUUUGGGAUUUGGUAAAUACGUACAAUACUGCCCCGGCACAUGGUGCUUCAUUGACAUGAACCCAGUGGGAAACAACAACCGGGCCUACGCCAACCUAUAUGCCACUGUUAUGCUGGUGCUAGUGCUGGCUAUCGUGGCUUGCAAUGGUUUUGUGGUGUACCAGUUGUUCAGGAUGUACCAACGUCGGAGGAGGAACUGCGGCUCAGUGAUGGCGACCAAAAGAUCCAACAGCGAACGCAGGGUGAUGUCCAUGGCCGAGGAGGUGGAGCAUCUCAUCCUGCUGGUCUUCAUGACCAUCAUCUUCAUCAUCUGCACACUGCCACUGGUGAUCCGGGUGUACAUCAACUCCAUAGGGGAUCGCAAGGAGUCUCACCGUUUGGACCUGAUUGCCCUCCGCUUCAUCUCCGUUAACUCCAUCAUCGACCCCUGGGUCUUUAUCCUCCUCUCCCCCAGCGUGCUGCACUUUUGCUGGGCCUCGGUUUGCCGGGCUCCCCUAGGAACCUCCAAGGGUUCCGCGUUUAAAUCAUCACUGGCCAAAAAUAAUUCUGCAGCUAUCCUAGAACUGUCUCGCCCAACCUUGCAGUACACCGAGCAUUUUCACUCUGUGGAAACUCUAUGACCAUAACUGUACUUUAUUAUUUGAUAUUUAUAUUUAUAAGACACAGCAUUGGAUAGUGUGUUCCACUUCUAGCAUUUGAGCUAAGUUUAUGCAUGUUGAAUGCAUACUGACUUCUCUAGAGCUUCAUAUUUUAAGUGUAAAAGCUCAACAUUUUCGCUCCUGUGCUGCUUGUAUUUUAUGCAAAUGAAUCAAUUAAAUGAAAACGGCUGGUGACAGGAACUAGAAAAAGAAAGAGACGUCAUUCAGGUUCUGUGAUGAUCUGGAAUAGACAAACUGCUUUUGUCUACACUGUAUUAAGAUGAAGAUGUUCAGUUGGAGAAUCUUGUGCAAGGAGAUGAUGUGACAGAAUGCAACAUGCUAAGGACAUUCAUCUGUCAAUGUGUACAGAAAUGGGAUUAGCCUUCGAUUCAGGACAAACACAGAAGGAAGAGGUAACCAAAUGCCUUAUGGCCUUGCUGUACAUGCCUUCUCUGACGCUCAAUUGCCGCUUUCCGAGCAGUUGUUACCGGGCCUGGGAUGGUGACAUGAACGAGAUAUCACAUACAGGCAUGAACCAUUUUCAAAUGUAAUCUGUCUGAAGAAUACCUAGACAUAUAAGACAUGUUUAUAUUAGUGUAAAUGAGACCUCAAAUAUUUGAUAUUAAAUAUGACUUUCUCUUUUGAAUACUUAAGCGGUCAUUGGUCAUCAUCCUGAGAACAUUAUCUUAUCACCUCUGAGCUUCAUAACCCCAACCUUAAGCUCUGGUCGCUUUGGUAACCUUUCCCCCGCCACUCCUACCAGAUUCCUGCUGCAAAGGUCAAAGGGCAAGAAGCAGGGAGAGGCCUUUUGGUAUACAAGAUAGUACGGCUGAUAGUAGGAAUGAGUACCAGAACCGGAGCUGGGCAAGCAGGCAACGGAACCGGGCUUAGCAGCCUCCCACUGAACACGGUCUCCAAGACCGACGGAGGUCGUUUGACGACAGGGAAUACAGUACCGAGGUGAUUUAUAGCGGCUCCAACCAGGACUCCGGGGAUGACGAAGACACAGGAGAGGCGUGAAGCGGGAGAGGAGCAAGUUUGUAGCGAGUUAAUUUGUAAGUAACAUUAUACAUCAUCCAUCAUAUUGAUAAGAGCGCAAGUAUUUGUUUUUGUUAUUUAUUCCCGUGUUUUGAACAACGAGACUUGUGUGAUGUUAUACUGCGUUGAAAUAAAUUAACAAAAUGUUCAGUCGCCUUGUUGUUCCGACAUUUUCAGAAAAAUGUUACCGCUUUUGCUGUUAUUAACAGGUGCGUCGUGUGUGCACCUGUAAAAAUUAUUUUUUAAAGGCUCAUUAUUACGGUUUUGUAUUUCUUUGUAAUGUAGCACAGGGUUAACAAUGUUACUUAUAACAUUCUUUCUCAGCCCCGGAACUCAAACAAUUUUCUAAUGCACCAAAUAUAUACAUUUAAAUAAUUAAAUGAAUAUAAUAAACUUUCGACGACUAGUCAACUAAUCGCUUGAACUAAUGACUACUAGUCGACUAGGAAAAUCUUUAGUCGGGGGCAGCCCUACAAGAUAGUUAGAUAACUUCCCUCAGGGAGUGGGUGGGAGAGAGUGAUAAACACAGAAAAGGUUAUGUUGAUGGUAGUGACAAUAUUUCAUUUAUAUGUACAUGCACAGAUAGUAUAGCAUAAUGAUAUUUUAUAAAAAGUUUCUCAUAUGAGACUGCAGUUACCUUUUGACUUGAAAACUUCUACUUAUAUAAUUAAGUAACAGCAGAGCUUUAUGAAAUAAUGAAUGAAUGUUCGCACACACUUGUAGCAAAUGAUGGUACUUCAUAAAGAGCAAGCUAAUGACUUUAAUGACAAAAUAACACACUUAGGAGUAUUUUGUUAAAACAAUUUUACAGAUUAGGUUCUCUAUAUGUUAAUUAAUAUUAGAGGAGGACCCACACAUAAAAAACUGUCAGAAACUCCACAGGGUACCUUUAACUGUUUGGUUAUAGUGGAAUUACCAGCACCGUCUUUGGAAAAUGUUGUUUUUCAAAGUCUUAAUCAUUUAAUAAGAUAAUAAUCUCAUUUACAAAAUGUAAUAUUUAUACAGUAUACAAUCUAAAAUUUCGAGCCUGUAUGUUGUUGACAUAAAUUGAAUGAUACCCUUUAAAAAGUACCAUGUUUUGCUUUCAAUGUGUGCCAUAUAACAGUUCUCAGUUAGUAGACAUGUCAUUUUGGGACAGAACUCUUAACAACUUUACAUUUUUCACUCUGUAUCUUGCUUUAUUUUCUCUUGACAGGUACUUUGUUCUGUCACGUUGCCUGAAAGUUAUUUGGAAACUAUGAAAAGAAAGCCCUUCAUAUUUAUCCAUAAACUUUACGACUGAAGUGCUGUUAUUUUGGUUCAAUGUGUGUCUUUCCAGAGGACUACCAUUUAUAUGGGACAAAGGACAUCCACUUAUAUUGCCGCUCAUAGGCCAUAUGGUCAACUUCAUGAUUGCAGUCACUAAUUAUAUCCUCAAGCUGUUCAAACAAGUUCAACUGCCAACUAAAGUAAACCCAGAAAAUGCAGGUUUGCUUUCAGGUCCACCAAUAAGUCUAAAAAUCUCCCCUGCCAUAGACUCCAGCAGUCAGUUUGCAGUUAGUAUGGUUAUCUGCCAGCCAUCAACAAAACACAUCAUUACAUUACAAUGAUGUCAGUUCUAACUGGCUUGCUGAAAUCAGAUGACCACUGAGUUUCAUGGGAAAAGCAGGUAGUUUUCGCCACUUUGUUUCUUACGUUUGCAUACUGGUAAAGGUUACACAUGGUGGAUUCAUACUGGGUUAAAUUACACAACACCAUGGGGAAUUGUAACUAUUAAAGCAUCUUCUUCUUUAAAACAAAUCCAAUUUCAACAGGGCUCGAGUGUCUGGCAAGAAAAUAAGCUACUACAAUUUUUUGCGGGCUCUCUGGUCAUAAAUCUCUCGAAAGAGAAAAACACUCGUGUGGAAUGACUCGGAUUAUGCAACAGCAAGGGUCCAGUUUAAAUUGAAAUACUAUGGUGUGGAAAAAGUGUGUAAAAUGUGAGGGGAAAAAACCCUACAAGUUCUCAACUAUCUGUCAUUUUAGAGGAUGCCAGAAAAUUUGUGAGCAUCGGGUAAACUUUGGGGCUGUAAGCCUUUAUUUAAAAGUGUCCAGGCUGUGAGUGUGUGAGAGAGAGUGUGUGUGUGACAGAGCACUGACGAUAUUGUUUGGCUAUUGUGUUGUGAGAACCGCAGUUUAUUGCCUCUGUCGGUUCUCAGCUCAGCAUAAAAAAUAUUCAGUGUUUACGGCAGUGACUUCCUGUGGAUGUUAGGUGUGAUUUUUUUUUUGUGAAUGCUUUUUCCUCUUGUGUUUUUGUGUGUAUGUAUUUUUUGCAAAUAUACAUACAAAAAGUUCCCACAUAAAUGCUUGUGUAUGCAUGCGCCUAAAAUAAGUGCAAGCUAUGUACAUGCUAGUGUAUGUGUGUGUGUGUGUGUGUUUGUAUGCAUGCGUGUGUGACAGACAGCACUGAAAUGUAAUGAUGUCAAACCAGAAUGCUACCUUUCUGGAUGUCUUGUACUCUGUAAUUAUCUGUAAAGUACUGUAGAUGAAACUGAAUGCACUGAGCACACGAGUGUGUAUGUCUGUGUUUUAAGGCUUGUGUAAAUAAACAUCUCAUCCACCACA
Molecule: messenger RNA, 5315 nt
Organism: Siniperca chuatsi (mandarin fish)
Lineage: Eukaryota; Metazoa; Chordata; Actinopteri; Centrarchiformes; Sinipercidae
Gene: ptger2a
Product: prostaglandin E receptor 2a (subtype EP2)
Exons: 4
Coding region: 549-1676 (375 amino acids)
Biological process (GO): positive regulation of cytosolic calcium ion concentration; inflammatory response; cellular response to prostaglandin E stimulus
Cellular component (GO): plasma membrane
Molecular function (GO): prostaglandin E receptor activity
Source: RefSeq, a predicted model, not a curated record